Molecule: messenger RNA, 2607 nt
Organism: Drosophila busckii
Lineage: Eukaryota; Metazoa; Arthropoda; Insecta; Diptera; Drosophilidae
Exons: 2
Coding region: 95-2539 (814 amino acids)
Source: RefSeq, a predicted model, not a curated record
GACUGGUAACGUUUCAUAAAUCAUUUUACUUAAAAGUUGUAAAUUUAACAAAAAAUUGUGCGUUACCAAAUUAUGUGUAUGACUUUCUAUCAAAAUGGGGCGCAAAGAGCAUCAAUUGAAAUUGGAGGCAUUUCAGAAGACAAUCGAUGUGCCCAAAUGGUAUUUGGGUCUAUCAGGCUAUCAGCAGACGGCUAUCAAAGAGAUGUACAAUGAUUUACGUGAUGACUUUGAGCAGGGCACCAGUUUUCGUGUGGAAAAAGGCUUAGCGCGUCUGGGUCUGGAUCCGCUGGUGUCCAAGAAAAAAAUACGCACGAUGGUGAAGCUGAGUCGUGGCAACGAUCUGGCCUUUCUCUUCUUCAUGCUCGAGGGCUACUACAAGACGGCUCGACGCAAUGGCGAAUACAGCACCAAUGAGAAGCUCCUGAUGGUGGCCAUGGCAAAUGUUGAUUUGAUGGAAACACUGCGUGAACUGGAUCGCAUAUUGCCGCCACCACAGCUGAGCGCCUUGGACAAGAAGCGCCAACAGCGCAAUGUCUAUCAACCACCAGCCAGACAUGACUCCGAUGUGCACAAGCAUCAUGCAGUACCAGCAGGUAAAUCCAAAAAGAAAAGGAAGCUGCCGUACUUUAUAGCGCAGACGCGACCCAAGGAAAUCGCAGUCGACUACUCAAGUCGACCAGCCAAUCACAUUGUACAGUUUCCGUUCUGGCCCUUGAAUGCGCCACCCGCGUAUGGCACACCGGCAGAGUUGCGUUGGUUCCAAGAGUACAAGCUGAAUCCUGUGGGACGUUUGGUCAAGAAUAUUGUGAGCGAGGCAGUGGACAAGUUUUUCAAUCUGAAGUUUCUGGAGGGCAGACAAACGCUCAGCCGCAAGGCGGCGGAAGAGUUUCAUACUAUGCGCAAGUCCAUACAUGGCGUUCCACAGCUCUGUGGCUAUCAUCAGUUUAUGCUGACUGAGGCGCAACUGGCCAAGGAUCAGCUGGUGGUGCUGGCACGCGAUCGCUGCUUGGAAAUGCUCGACAUAACCAUGCCCUAUCGCAAGCUGCGCCAGCGUCGCAUUGUAGCGCAGCUGGAGCGCGACAUAGACGACUGCUAUAAGCGCUACAACAUGAAGAUCGAUCGCUUGAAGGUGCGCACCCUCAGCAUCUCCAAGUCGGAGUGUAUGCUGUGCCAGGAGCAGUAUGUUGAUCUGGCCAAGCCUCCGCCAUGCGUCAAGCAAGGUCGCGCCUUGGUGGCUGACUGCGAGCAGCUGGCGCAUACCGAAAUUCUGGAUACCUAUGUGGGCAAUCGUCUCACAGGCGGUGGCGUGCGUCGAGAGCCUGUGGACUUUGCAGGCGAGCUGGGCAAUUGUCAGCCAGUGCCGGAGUUCACUGGCGUGAUCAAUGUGGAGCCGGGACAGCCGCCGCAAACGGCACCCAUAAACUCAGGCAAGCAGCGCAUUUCCUUCUCGCUGGAUGCGCGUCAACUGCGCAUGAGCAGCAACAAGAAAUCCAAGCCACCGGAUCAGCCCAUAGCGGUGCGCUAUGAGGCCAAGCAGACGCGCAAGACUUUCUUCAAGGCCCCCGUGCCGCACCAGCCGUAUCAGUUCAAGUACAAGCGCAUCUUCAAGUCCGGCAUGGAGAAGCCCACCGAUGUGUGCAAGCAAAUAGCCAAAGCCUUUGUGCAGGCGCUGGACAAAGGCGAAGCCAAGUCGGAGCACAUUUGCAAUCAGCUAAAGCCUACAACAUCCGAUGAUGAGCUGGCGCAGCUGGCUGAACAGCACAGCGGCUAUCGCUUGACCGACAGCUGCACCAGCACGGACGAUACCAGCGAUCAUAGCACGCACAGCCGUGUGGAUCAUCGCGCCGAGAUCGUCAACGCUGUGGUGCGUUGUGUCAAAGAGAUCUGGGUCAAGGGCGUGACUGUGAAGCGCGCCGAAAUGGAAGCGGCCGAAGCGUUUGCGGCACGCAAAUCUCAAUAUACUGGUGUGCUGAAGUUCGACAUUGAUCGCUUUGAUCCGAAUGAUCAGCAGUUGAUGAACACCAUGCUGCAGGAUGGCUUCAAGGAGAUGCGCAAGAACACACGCUAUGUGCUCGCCUCGCUGCCCGAUGCCCACAAGCUGCCCGUGCUCCAGGAGUGGAUAAAGCGACGCUACGGCAAGCAAUAUACCGAGGUGCAAAUGCAAACGAACCUCGACCAAUCGAUUAAGAUAUUCGAGGUGAUGUCCAUGCUGCAGGGCAUACCACCGCCGGCGGAUAAAUUGGGCAUUGAUCGCAUACCCGAAAGCAAGGAGAACUAUGCCUACUUUAAAUCAGCCAAGGCAUUGGGUAAAAAGGUCACAUCCACAUAUUAUAAGAAACUCAACGAUACGUACAUGCAGCACGUUAUGGCCUGCUGGUAUGCCAUGGGUAAUUACUUGUGUCCGGGUGGACCACCACGCAAGACCUUCUACGCCUAUAUGUCGGCCAAUACCAGAGAUAUAAUGCGCCAUCGUGUUUGGAAUGGUGAAUUUCGUGAUGUGCGCAGUUUUCGCGAUAAUGCGAAAUCAAAAUUAACUUAGGUUAUUUAUUUAUAUGUUGUGGAGUGUAAAUUUUGUUUUAGAAUAUAAAACCAAUUGCACAUGUUUAA